Molecule: messenger RNA, 360 nt
Organism: Funneliformis caledonium
Lineage: Eukaryota; Fungi; Glomeromycota; Glomeromycetes; Glomerales; Glomeraceae
Source: the annotation of a GenBank genome assembly
AUGCAACAAAACUUACUAAUCGAUUCUGGUCUUAGUUCUGUGGACGGAGAUCACGAACUUUUGAAGGCUCUAGGAUUAAUAAAUGAUGAAGAAGUAGAGGUAAUUGAUGGACAAUUAUUGGGACCCAAGCAAAAUGUAUACCAGAUGGGAUUAUUUAACUCAUUUUGGGGAAGAUGCUUAGAAAAUGUUUAUCAAGCCCGAUUGACUCACCAUCAAAAUAUUAUACUUAGGGAAUUCACCAGACGUCUUUCAAAUUUAUCUGAGCAAGAAAAAAAUGGCUUAUUUGACACAUUCUCUAGAUCUAAUGCAUUUGGACUGAUGGAAUACAAUGGUCUUUUGGAUGCAUUAGCCGAUCCUUGA